AUGCAGUCCCUCCGCCUCCGCCGCCGCCUCAAGACGCACUACUCACUCUACAUCCGCGACACUCCGGACCCCUUCGGAGGACGUGGGAGGUCGGAGUUGGACCAGCCGAGCAGGGAAGCAGACGGCGAAGGGAGUGCGAGUGGUCCGAAGGCGGUCAAGGCUGGGCAGGAUGGACAGGGCCAAUUCGUCGUUGCCUUCUCGACGCCUUCCGAUCCGCUCAACCCGCAGGACUGGCCCCUCCGCACCCGCGUCUUCACGACCUUCCUCCUCUCCCUCCUCGUCCUCUUCGUUGGCUCCGCCAGCUCAAUGAACGCCUUGGUCGCGAAGAAGGCGACUGCGGACUUAAAGGUGAGCGAGACGAUCGCGGACCUCGACACGGCGCUGUUCUUGACCGGCUUUGGCGUUGCCGCGCCUAUCAUGGCGCCUCUGUCGGAGCUCGCAGGCCGCAACCCCAUCUACCUCAUCUCGCUUCUCGCCGUGUGCUUACUUGAGAUCGGCGUCGCGCAAACCCACACAAUCUGGUCGCGCUGCGUCCUCCGCUUCCUCGCCGGCUGCUUCGCAACGACUCCGCUCUCGAAUGCAGGUGCCGCGAUGGGCGACUUGUGGGACAGGGAAGAGAGGAGCUGGACGUUUCCGUUGUUUGCGGUCGCGGGCUUCUUCGGACCUUGUCUCGGUCCUGUCAUCAGCGGCUGGGUCGCGCAGAGCACGUUGACCUACCGAUGGACGGACUGGAUACAGGCGGCGUGGGCCGGCUCGCUCUUGGUCAUUACGUUCUUACUCCUGCCCGAGACGUACCCGCCAACUCUGCUUGGCUGGAAGGCCGCAGAUACGCAGACCGCCCUCCUCACCCGCUGCGCUCGCUCACCCCCCUCUCGCACAGCAAUCCGCGAACGUACUCGAGACUCUCGCUACCUCACCGCACUCGAGCACAAGCGCCAGCAUAUCCCGUACCGUGUCGACUUCCUCAAGACCCUCGCGAGGCCGUUUGUGAUGCUCGUCGAAGAGCCGAUUGUCGUUUGCUUCCUCGCCUACUUGACUCUCGUGUACAUCGUCCUAUUCGGCUCGCUCGUCGCCUACCCGCUCAUCUUCGUCCCCUACAACCUCUCCGCCGGCAUCCUCGGCACCGUCGGAGUCGUCCUCUGCGGCGCGUGCGCCCCACUCAUGCUGUGGGACUACCGCCGCGGACUCGAACAAGCCUGGAAGAAGGGCUUAGACGAAGUCGAGCCGGAAGUUAGGUUGAGGGUUGCGAUGGUCGGGACUUGGGCGGUGCCGGCGGGGUUGGCAUGGAAUGCCUGGGUCUGCUAUCAAAGCGUCUCUGUCUUUGGCUCGUACGGAGCACAAGCGCUCUUCGGAUUCGGCAUCCUCUCCUGCUUCAUCUCGACGUAUCAGUACUUGAUCGACUCAUACGGUCAUGCGGCAGCUAGUGCGAUGUCGGCGACAACUUUUCUUCGCUACCCAGUCGCCGGCGCCUCGGUCCUCUUUACUCGCCCAAUGUACCACCGCCUAGACCGCCACUGGGCUCUCUCGCUCCUCGCCGGCCUCGCGCUCCUCAUGUCCUUCAUCCCGUUCGUCUUUUACCUCGCCGGACGCAGGAUCAGGAGGUGGAGCAGGUGGACGAUGCAUUAG
This is a messenger RNA of Rhodotorula toruloides NP11, 1626 nucleotides long. Its product is annotated as MFS transporter. Gene Ontology annotation, molecular function: transmembrane transporter activity. Lineage: Eukaryota; Fungi; Basidiomycota; Microbotryomycetes; Sporidiobolales; Sporidiobolaceae. The transcript is spliced from 13 exons. Bases 1 to 1626 code for a protein of 541 amino acids. The record is from RefSeq and is a predicted model, not a curated record. Gene Ontology annotation, biological process: transmembrane transport.